Messenger RNA from Symsagittifera roscoffensis, 1522 nucleotides. RefSeq names its product armadillo-like helical domain containing protein 1. The transcript is spliced from 11 exons. The coding region runs from base 6 to 1253 and encodes 415 amino acids. Lineage: Eukaryota; Metazoa; Xenacoelomorpha; Acoela; Convolutidae. The record is from RefSeq and is a predicted model, not a curated record.
GAGACAUGUCCAGUGGUGGGAAGAGUAGCACUGCCACUAACCGGGUGCUGUCAAUGUUCCAGGAGUGGGACAACGGGACAAAGGCCAGCAGAGCUAGGAUGCUGGAGGACUUCGUCAGCACUAACGAGAGCCAGACGGGACCGGAGCUGGAGUUGGAGUUCGCACAGGCUGCAAGUCUCUUCUUUGCUCGCAUCACUGCCUGGAUGAGACUAAGCUACAUCAGUGGUGCUUACUUGACAAUUCAGUUGAAAUCCGUCAACAUAUUCUUAAAUGCGGCCAGCGGGCAUAGAUUUCUGCUGGAGUUCUUGGAAGUGGGCGGUGUGCUUACUUCUCUCGAGAUACUGAACCUGAAGAACGCCACAGAGCAGGACAAGUACCAGGCGCUCCUGAUUGUAACCAAAGUGGUCAAGGCAGGUCGCAAAUACAAGGAGAUCAUUUGCGAGAGCUACGGCAUCAAGGCAAUUUGUGAGUGUCUAGCGAGGUCUAACUCGGAGAAGACACAGGAGUGUGCGAGACAUCUGCUGCAGGAAUUGGGUCAGGGCAACCCGAAAUACCAGAUGCAGGUCUACAAGGGACUCAUAGCUCUCCUCCCAUCCACCUCCCCCAAAGCACAACAAGUGGCACUCCAAGCACUACGUUUCAUGCAGCCUAUUGUGAAAACAAGUCAUGUCAGUAUUGUGGAGCCGCUGCUUAAUUUACUACGAUCACUUCACCUAGAAGUCCAGUUUGAAGCUAUUGAGCUCAUCAAGGAUCUGGUAUCAUAUGAUGAAAUCCAGUACAUGCUUCUAAACUCAAUGGUCAAACUACUGGUGCCUGAAAAAGACGUCAAAAUUGACAGAACUGUCAUUUUCCAAGAUACAGAAGAAGUAGCUAACAUUAUGCAAACAACGGGGCCAUUGCCUAUUUUUGUACAGCAGUCUGCAGUAGCCAAGGCCAUCGGAAUUCUGUCUCACAAUUCGAUUGAAGUAGCAGAAAAGUUUGUACAGCUUGGCGUCACUCACAAUUUGAUGAUAGCGAUGGGCAACAGUGACUACGCAGAUAGCCAACGUCAAGCUUCAAUCACAUUAGAGAUAAUCGCGCGGACUUUCCCACUGGUGAAUGACAUGGUGCAGGAGGCUAUGGGGGAGACACUGUACCACAUCUUCAUGUCUGACCCUGACAGUCUCUACCUCAACAUAGACACAGUCCAGGCAGACAUUCUAGUCUCCAACAAAGUCGACAUUCCAAAGAUUCUUGCGGAACAGAAGCAGUGAAUACGAAGAAUAAUGAAAUCACAAAAGUGGACAUUGACCAACUACCAGUUGACAUAAAACUUUAAAAUGAUCUGUAGUAAUAUAAAAAUUCUUGAGUUUCUGUAUGAUAUCAAUGUCAUUGUAAAUUGUACAAAUGUUAAUUUUCUGCGGUAUCUUUUGGGAGCGGAAAUGGUCGAGCAGAGGUUCUCAUUUCAAAAUGCAUCUGAUUACUUCAAAAAGGAACAACUAAUCAUUUAUGCAAUCAAAACUAUCACUAUGUGAAGUUUUUU